This is a messenger RNA of Diorhabda sublineata, 363 nucleotides long. Its product is annotated as cuticle protein 38-like. The coding region runs from base 19 to 363 and encodes 114 amino acids. The record is from RefSeq and is a predicted model, not a curated record. The transcript is spliced from 3 exons. NCBI's taxonomy places the organism in Eukaryota, Metazoa, Arthropoda, Insecta, Coleoptera, Chrysomelidae.
CCUAAAACAUUUUGUAAAAUGGCUUCACAAAAAUUGUUCAUUGCUACUUUCGUAGUAAUCUGCAUUUCUGGUUGCUUGGGAGGCCCUUCAUUAGCAGCAGUCCCAGCAGCAGUUGCUGCAGUACCAGCAGCAUAUUCUGUACCAUACGCUUCAUCAUACACUGCCAGUGUUGUCAAUCAUGGUAUUGCUGCUCCAGUUGUAGCUGCACCAGCUAGAGUUGCCGCCGCUCCUUUGGUUGCUGCUCCAGCAGUAGCUCCCGCUCCUAUCGCCUACAGUGCUUAUGCAGCUUACAGUGCUUUACCUGCAGCUUACACUGCUUUUCCUGCACCUUUACCCGCAUCUCCCGUCGUCGUUAGGAAGUAA